This is a messenger RNA of Saprolegnia parasitica CBS 223.65, 6666 nucleotides long. RefSeq lists its product as hypothetical. The record is from RefSeq and is a predicted model, not a curated record. The coding region runs from base 22 to 6621 and encodes 2199 amino acids. Gene Ontology annotation, cellular component: nucleus. The transcript has 3 exons. Gene Ontology annotation, molecular function: ATP binding; nucleic acid binding. Lineage: Eukaryota; Oomycota; Saprolegniomycetes; Saprolegniales; Saprolegniaceae.
ACGAGAGGAGGAGAGUGCAAGAUGGCCGAGGACGCAGCCCGUGGCCGGCAGUACGCCUACCAGAACAACUCGAGCCUCGUGCUCGAGUCGGACACGCGCCGGCGCCACAAGGAUGAGCCCACGGGCGAGGUUGAGUCGCUGCGCGGGCGCAUCAACUACCCCAUGGGCAGCCUCGCCCGCCGGGCCGAAGCGCCCAAGAUGCCCAAGAAGCGCAAGCAGGAGACCUCGGACUCGGGGCUCUCGGUGAAGAAGCUCUUUGUCGGCGGCCACAAGGACAUUCUGAAGCGCACCGAGGAGUCCUUCAGCUACGUGCCCUCCAACGAUGUGAGCCGUGCGGCGUACGAAGAACUGCUACAGAUCAUGACGCAGUACUUGGGCGACCAGCCGUCUGAGAUCAUGGCUGACGCGGCCGAAGAGGUCCUUCAGAUUGUCAAGAGCGAAGCGUACCGCGACGACGAAAAACACAGAGAGACGGCCAAGCUGCUGCAAGGGCUGCCUGCCCACGAGUUCAACCAGAUUGUGGGCAUGGCCAAGCGGAUGCAAGACUUUCGCGUGCAGACGGCCGAGACCACGGACGACGCACCAAACGAAGACGACGACUUGGACAAGGACAUGGGCGUCGCCGUCGUCUUUGACGAGGAAGAAGACGAGGCGUCGGACGUUGGCGAGAUUCAGGACGUGGACGACGACGACGACGACGAAGACAUGGAGCGCGAGGGCAUGCGCGUCAACCAAGCGAUGGACGACGACGAAGACCGCGACGACGGCUUAAACGUCCACGACAUUGAUGCCUACUGGCUGCAGCGCCAGCUUGGCCAGUGGUACAAGGACGCCGAGAUGAGCGACCGGCUCGCAGAAGAGGUGCUUCUCGUGCUGCGCGAAGCGGACUUGGGCGCGUGCGAGAACAAGCUCGUGCUGCUGCUCGACUAUGACAAGUUUGAGUUUAUCAAGCUCCUUUUGACGAACCGCGCCAAGGUGUUUUACUGCACGCGGCUCAAGCAGGCGCAGUCAGACGCUGAGCGCGACGCGAUCGAGGCCGAGAUGCACAACGACCCGGCCGGCCCCGGCAUCUUGCAUGCGCUGGCAGCGACGACGUCGGCCGAAGGCUGGAUGCAGGCGCGCCUCGGCGCCAUGGAGACCGAGACGCGCGCGGCCGCCAAGAACCUCAAGAAGAUGGCGCUGGACGGCAGCGCGUCCGACGCGGUCGACGCCGAGGCCGCGAGCGUCCGGCCGCUGCACACGCUGGACGUCGAGUCGCUCGUCUUUGCCGAGGGUAGCCACUUUAUGAGCAACAAGGACUGCGCCUUGCCCGAGGGCACGUGGCGCGCGCAGAAGAAGGGCUACGAGGAGUACCACGUGCCGGCGGUCAAGGCCAAGGUCGCGGCCGAGGAGGAGAAGAAGCGCAAGCUCAUUUCGUCGCUGCCGUCCUGGAUGCACGGCGCCUUUCCCAAGAUGGAGUCGCUCAACCGCGUGCAGAGCAAGAUGUACUCGGCGGCGUUCGAGUCGGGCGAGAACCUCCUCUUGUGUGCGCCCACCGGUGCGGGCAAGACCAACGUGGCCAUGCUGACCAUCAUGCACGAAGUGAGCAAGGCACGGAACCCCGAGACGGGCGUCAUCGACCUCAACUCGUUCAAGAUCGUGUACGUGGCGCCCAUGAAGGCGCUCGUGCAAGAGGUCGUCGACAACCUCACGCAGCGACUCACGGCCGCGUACGGCAUUGAAGUGCGCGAGCUCAGCGGGGACCAGAACCUCAGCCGCGAGCAGCUCUUCCGCACGCAGAUCAUCGUGACGACGCCCGAGAAGUGGGACAUCAUCACGCGCAAGUCGGGCGACGACCGCACGUAUACGCAGCUGGUGCGCCUCAUGAUCAUUGAUGAGAUCCAUCUGCUGCACGACACGCGCGGCCCGGUGCUCGAGGCGCUCGUCGCGCGUACGAUCCGCAACGUCGAGAGCACGCAGCAGAUGGUGCGGCUGGUGGGCCUCUCGGCCACGCUGCCCAACUACGAGGACGUCGCGACGUUUCUGCGCGUCAAGCCGGAGAAGGGCCUUUUCUACUUUGACUCGUCGUACCGCCCGGUGCCGCUCCAGCAGCAGUACAUUGGCAUCAUGGAGAAGAAGGCGAUGAAGCGCCACAAGAUGAUGAACGAGAUCUGCUACGAGAAGGUCAUGGAGCAGAUGAAGCAGGACAACCAAGUGCUCAUCUUCUGCCACUCGCGCAAGGAGACGGUCGCGACCGCGAAAGCGCUGCGGGACAUGUGCCUCGAGCACGACACGCUCUCGGACCUGCUCCCGCCCAACUCGGCGUCGUCCGAGAUCCUUCAAACCGAGGCCGAGAAGAACGUGCACAGCGACGCAUUGAAGGAGAUCCUCCCGUUUGGCUUUGGCGUGCACCACGCCGGCCUCAAGCGCGAAGACCGAUCGCUCGUCGAAGCGCUCUUUGGCGAUGGUCACUGCCGCGUGCUCUGCUGCACGUCGACGCUGGCGUGGGGCGUGAACCUCCCGGCGCACACGGUCAUCAUCAAGGGCACGCAGAUGUACUCGGCCGAAAAGUCCGAGUGGGUCGAGCUCAGCGCGCUCGACAUUCUGCAGAUGCUCGGUCGCGCCGGCCGCAUCCAGUACGACACGCAAGGCGAAGGCAUCAUCUUGACGCAGCACGCACAGCUCAAGUACUACUUGAGUCUCAUGAACCAGCAGCUGCCUGUCGAGUCGCAGCUUUUGAGUCGCCUUGCGGACCAGCUCAACGCCGAGAUCGUCCUCGGCACCGUCCAGAACCUCUCGCAGGCGGCCACGUGGCUCGGCUACUCGUACCUGUACGUGCGCAUGCUGCGGGCGCCGACGUUGUAUGGCAUUUCCGUCGACGAGCUCGCGUCCGAUCCCGGCCUUCUCCAGCGCCGCGUCGAUCUGUGCCACGCUGCGGCGACGCUGCUGGCCAAGCACAACUUGAUCAAGUACGAACGCCGGACGGGCCACUUCCAGGUCACGUCGCUCGGCAAGGUCGCGUCGCACUACUACAUUGCGCACGACUCGAUCUCGACGUACAACGAGUACCUCAAGCCGCACAUGUCGGACAUUGAGCUCUUCCGGCUCUUCUCGCUCUCGCACGAGUUCAAGUACGUCAUGGUGCGCUCGGAAGAGCGCUUGGAGCUCGAGAAGCUCCUCGAACGCGUCCCGAUCCCGGUGAAAGAAGCUCUCAACGUCAACGUCCGCAGCAGCAACAGCGGCAGCGCCAAGGUCAACGUGCUCCUGCAGGCGUACAUUUCGCGCCUCUCGCUCAACGGCUUCGCGCUCCUCGCCGACAUGGUCCAUAUUCGCCAGUCGGCCGCGCGUAUCUGGCGCGCGCUCUUCGAGAUUUGCUUGCACCGCGGGUGGGCGGCGAUGGCCGAGAAGGUGCUCACGAUCUGCAAGAUGGUCGACCACCGCAUGUGGCUCAGCCACACGCCGCUGCGCCAGUUUCCGUCGCUCUCGGACGCCAUCUGCCGCAAGCUUGAAAAGAAGGACAUUCCGUGGGAACGCUACUUUGACUUGUCGCCGGCCGACAUUGGGCAGCUUGUCAACAUGCCCAAGCUUGGGAAGGAGCUGUACACGCUCGUGCACAAGUUCCCGAAGCUCGAGCUCAGCGCCGCGGUCCAGCCCAUCACGCGGUCGCUGCUCAAGGUCGAGCUCAGCGUGACGCCCGAUUUCGAGAUGGAGGCCAACAACGAAGGGUUCUGGGUCCUCGUCACGGACGUGGACGGCGAAGCCAUCGUGCAUUACGAGUGGCUCCUCCUCCAACGCCGGUACGGCCAGGAAGAGGCCUACCUCAGCUUUACGAUCCCGUUGUUUGAGCCCCUCGCGCCGCUCUACUACCUGCGUGUCCUCAGCGACAAGUGGCUCCACUGCGAACACACGCUGCCGAUUUCAUUCCAGGAUUUGAUUCUCCCGACCAAGAACGCGCCGCCGACGGAGCUGCUGGACUUGCAGCCGCUCGCCGUGACGAACGUGCUCGCCAAGGCCUGCGUGGCCGCCGGCCUCAAGGACGCGUCGCUCGUGGCCAAGCUCAAGGCGGGCCUCGAGGCCGGGCCCGACGGCUGGCACUUUACCAAGCUCAACCCGAUCCAGACCCAAGUGCUGCCCAAGGUGCUUGAGAGCAACCACAACGUGCUGGUGUGCGCGCCGCCGGGCAGCGGCAAGGGCGUCGUCGCCGACGCCGCGCUCCUCCGCCUCUGCCUCCAGUCGUUUGACGACCUCGCGAGUGUCUUUUGUGUCUUUGUGACGCCCAAGCCGAGCCGCGCGCGCCAGCAGCUCGCCGACUGGUCGACCAAGUUUGGCGAAAAGAGUCUCUGGGAGCUCAGCGUGGUGGCGCUCACGGGCGAUGCGACCGCGGACCUCAAAUUGCUCCAGGCCAACGUCGUGAUUGCGACGCCCGAGCAGUGGGACGUGCUGAGUCGUCGGUGGCGCAAGCGCCCGCGCAUCCAGCAAGUGUCGCUUUUCAUCACCGAGGACCUCCAGUUCCUCGGCGGCGGCGAGUACGGCCCGACGAUGGAGAUCGUGCUUUCGCGCAUGCGCUUCAUUGGGAGCCAAGUGGAGGACCACAGUAUCCGCAUUGUGGGUCUGGCCAACCCGAUGGCCAACGCGCGGGACCUCGGCGACUGGCUCGGCGCCUCGAACGAAAACUGCUUUACGUUCCACCCGAACAACCGGCCGCUGCCGCUCGAGGUGCGCGUGCAGGGCUUUGAGAUCAACCACUUUGCGUCGCGCAUGCUGGCGAUGGCCAAGCCCGUCUUCAACACGAUCGCGCACCAGGCCGAUGGGAAGCCCACGAUCGUCUUUAGCCCCUCGAGCAAGCAGGCUCAGCUCAGCGCCAUCGAUCUCAUCACGUUCGCGCUGGCCGAAAACGACCCGAAGCGCUUCCUCCUUCGCGACGACAUGGAGUUCGAGCUGCCGUCGACCGACGAUGCACUCCUCGAGACGCUCAAGGCCGGCGUCGGCUACAUCUCGGAGGCGAUGCGCCCGUCCAACCGCGAGUACGUGCUCCACCUCUUCCGCAACGGUGUGCUCCAAGUGCUGCUCGUGCCGCACUCGCUGUGCUGGGACCUCGCCCACGUGCACGCGUACCUGGUCGUGAUUAUGGGCACGCAGUCGUACGACGGCAAGGAGCACCGGUACGUCGACUACCCGCUCGCAGACGUGCACCGCAUGACGUGGUUUGCGAACCGGCCGCUCGAGGACCACAACGCCAAGUGCACGGUGUUUUGCCACUCGUCCAAGAAGCGGUUCUACACCAAGACGCUCUACGACCCGCUGCCGGUCGAGUCGCAGCUCGAGUACUUUCUGAGCGACCAUCUGAACGCCGAGGUCGUGACCAAGACGAUCGAGAGCAAGCAGGACGCGGUCGACUACCUCACAUGGACGUUUUUGUACCGGCGUCUGCUCAAGAACCCCAACUAUUACCAGAUGCACGGCAGCACCAACGUGCACCUCUCGGACCACCUCUCGGACAUGGUCGAGCGCACGGUCAACGGCCUCGCCGAGUCGCGCUGCAUUGCGGUGGCCAACGAGCUCGACCUCUCGCCGCUCAACCUCGGCAUGGUCGCUGCGUUCUACUACAUUCGCUACACGACGAUCGAGCUCUUUGCGUGCAGCGUCUCGGCCACCUCGAAGCUCAAGGCGCUCCUCGACAUUCUCGCGUCCGCCUCGGAGUUUGACUCGAUCGCGGUCCGGUACGGCGAAGACCGCGUCCUCGAGAAGCUCGCCAAGCACCUCGUGUGGCCCGUCGCGCCGCCGUACACGGCCAUCCACGUCAAGGUCCACAUCCUGCUGCAGAUGCACUUUAGCCAGCAGCACCACCGCCUCUCGCCGUACCUCAAGGCGGAUCUGGACACGAUUCUGUCGGCGUGCGUCCGUCUCUUGCACGCGAUGGUGGACGUCAUCUCGUCCAACGGGUGGCUCAAGCCGGCGCUCGCGACCAUGGAUCUGUGCCAGAUGAUCGUGCAGGGCCUCGAGCACAAGGCGUCGCCGCUCUUGCAGAUCCCGCACGUGACGCAAGACGUGGUCGAGGCCAUCAAGGACCACAACGCCGAGACGGACGACGACGACGCGGUCGUGGAAACGCCGCUCGACAUUCUCAGCGUCGACGACAGCGUCCGGUCCAAGCUGCUUCCGUUCUCGACCUCCAAGAUGGCGCAGGUCGCGGCAUUUUGCAAUGCGUACCCGGACGUGGCCCUCGAAUCCGAGAUUGAAGACCCAGCCGAGAUCACGACGGGCGACGCCAUCACGGUCAACGUGUCGCUGACGCGCGAAGGCGCUGACGAAGACGAUGAUCAAGAGGAAGACGAUGCGACCGUCGGGCAAGUCCAGGCGCAGUUCUACCCUGGCCAAAAGGUCGAAAACUGGUGGGUCGUGGUCGGCGACCCGGCGACGAACGCGCUCGUGAGCAUCAAGCGCAUCCCGCUGCAGCAAAAGGCGGCGAUGCGCGUCGAGUUUGCGGCGCCGACGACGCCGGGCACGUACAAGUACACGCUGUACGUCAUCUGCGACUCGUACCUCGGCUGCGACCUCGAGAACGAACUCGAGUUUACGGUCGCCCAGGGCCGCGACACGUCCGGCGACGACGACGACGACGACGAGUCGGCCAAGGAGUAAGCCUUUGGUAUAUACUAAUACAUAAUGAUUCUUGGUGAACUGUCG